AUGGUGACGCCUUUGCUGAGAUUAGCCUUCGUCGAGGGUCCGAGAGAAGGCGAUACACUAGAGUAUAAACCCGGUUCUACGAUUCGGGUUGGUCGCAUCGUUCGUGGUAAUGAGAUCGCAAUCAAAGACGCUGGAAUCUCCACGAAGCAUCUUCGGAUCGAGUCGGUUUCUGGGAAUUGGGUGAUUCAGGAUCUUGGAUCUUCGAAUGGUACUUUAUUGAACUCGAGUACUCUUGAAUCAGAGGCGUUGGUGGAUCUACGAGAUGGAGAUGUUAUCGAACUUGGUGAGUAUACAUCUAUUGUGGUGAGUUUUGUGAUUGAUGAUGUUCAGGAGGAGAAGAAGAAGCUUCCGCCUCGACCAAGGAUGGGCAAUAAGCGUCAGGGUAAUGCGGGUAAGCGAGUUAGAUUUUCCGAAAGUUGUGAUUUUGGGGAUGUCGAGGAAGAAAAGGGUUUUGAUGUGAAGAAUGUGGUGGAUAAGCCGAGUUCUAGGGUUAGGAAAGUUAGAAAGAUUGAGAAUUCUGAGAAAUUAGGGGUUUCUGAUGGAUUAGAAGAGGCGGAACAAUUGGGGGAGAAAAAGGGAAACUUUAGGGGUAUUGCUAGUAUCAAGAGUUCAUGUGUGAACUCGGUUAAAGUUGAAAUUAAGGAUUGUGCAAUGGUAGAGGAAGAUUCAGGGAGAGUAGUUAAGAAGAGAGUAAACAGUAAGGUUACAAGGAGCAAGGAGAUUGGGAGUGUAGAGGAAUCGUGUUUGGGGAUGGUUAAUGUAGAGAAGGAAGAGACUUUAAAGGAGAAGAGGGUUACAAGGGCUACAAGAAGCAAGAAGAUUGAUAUUGUUGGAGAUUCUUAUUUGGAUUUGGAGAUGGUUUUAAAACGAGCCAGAAAGAGUUGUGGGAAGAAGAAGAAGAAAGUAGAGCAAAAGUUGUUGAAGAGCUCUGAAGGUGAUGAGGAUAAUGAUGCUGGAGUGCAGGGUCCAAGCUGUCCUGUUGGAGAAGAUUUGAAGAGUGAGCUUGGUACAGUGGUGGAGGUGGACUUAGGAAAGAUGACAUUAGGAGCAUUGUUUAGCUUUUUGGAGGGUCAUCUGUCAAAAGAGAUAAAUCAAAAGACAGAAAGUAUGAUUGAGCCCAUGCGAAGUAAAACUCGAAGAGUUCGUGAAUAUAUUUCAGAGCAGAGACAAGUUCAGGAUAAAGAGUGUCGGUGUUGAAUUGAAAAAGUGUUCAACUGAUAUGGUGCAUGUACAUGUUUUCUUAUGAUGUGGACCUUAAUGCUGUGGCUUGGCUGUGUUGCUUAGAGUUUUGACUGCAAUGAUUUAAUUGCAUAGGUUUUGCGUGUGAGAUAAAGUAAACAGUGAAGUGCUGAUGUUUGAGUAAGUUUCAGACUUUGGUCCAUUUUAUAAUAAUGUUCAAGAACACCGCUGGGGGCUCAUAUAUCAGUUUCGAAUUAUACAAGUCAUGUCCUAUUGUCAUUUUAUUUUA
Messenger RNA from Capsella rubella, 1468 nucleotides. RefSeq names its product FHA domain-containing protein At4g14490. The transcript has a single exon. Gene Ontology annotation, molecular function: mRNA binding; protein binding. Bases 1 to 1197 code for a protein of 398 amino acids. Lineage: Eukaryota; Viridiplantae; Streptophyta; Magnoliopsida; Brassicales; Brassicaceae. The record is from RefSeq and is a predicted model, not a curated record.